Molecule: messenger RNA, 2271 nt
Organism: Anopheles moucheti
Lineage: Eukaryota; Metazoa; Arthropoda; Insecta; Diptera; Culicidae
Product: endochitinase-like
Exons: 5
Coding region: 1-2271 (756 amino acids)
Biological process (GO): chitin catabolic process; carbohydrate metabolic process
Cellular component (GO): extracellular region
Molecular function (GO): chitin binding; chitinase activity
Source: RefSeq, a predicted model, not a curated record
AUGGGUGCAGGGAGACAUUCUCGGUGCUCUACACUGUUCGUGGUGCUUAGUGCAACCUGGUUUGUGUUCGGCCGAAGCCAGGUAGAGGGUGCCCAUACAACACCAGCCUUAUUUCUAACUGUGAAAAGUAGUAACUUUUGCAUGACAAAGGUCGAUAAUGUGCAGUGUGGUUAUUUGAUUGUGACAGACAUUUUGAUCAGUCCCGAUGGAAUGCCUCUUCCAUUUUUCCACGACAAUAGUGUCUCCAAGAAGAAAUCCGGACUGAAGAUUAUUGCAUCGUUCGGUGGAUCGGUUGUUCCGUCGGAGCUGUUCGCUUUCUUAACGUGUGACGAUAAGCGGCGAGGAGCGUUUGUGAAUAAUUUGAUCGAGUUUACACGAGCGCACGGAUUCCAUGGAGUUGAUUUGGCCUGGUUAUAUCCAGCACCUCAAGAAAGGGAUCAGUACGUCCGACUGCUGCGGGAUCUUAGGCUUGCCUGCGAUCGCAAUGGAUUGGUGCUCACGGUAACCGUCCCUAGCCGGCCCUCCGUCAUCGAGGUGAACUACCCGGUGGAAAAAUUGGAAAAGUAUGCCGAUUAUGUUAUUUUGAGUACCACCGAAUUUCGCAAGUUACGAAAAACGUCCUUCAUAGCACCGUUAUACUCUUGCAGUCCAGGGUCAUCUAACAGUAUUGACUACCACGUAGAUCGGUGGAAGAUGGCGGGGUUGAGCUGUGGCAAAAUCGUGAUAGUAAUUCAGACAAUGACACUAACGUAUAAACUGUACAUUCAGAACGAAUAUCGCGUAGGCACACCAGCCCUGCAGCUCAAAAUUCGUCCGUACUACAAAAUCUGCCGGAAGCUGUACAGUGGAUCGCUAGAGAUUUGGGACAGUAAUGUGAAGAGCCCCUACGCAUUCCGCGAUCUGUCAUGGUACUCAUACGAAAAUGAAAAAUCAAUCAAAGAAAAGGUAUGCUUCGUAGUGCAACAGGGUCUUGGAGGGUUGGCAGUGUUCUACUACGAUGAAGAUGAUCCGAUAAACAUCUGCGGAGAUGGGCAGUAUCCUCUCACGGCAAUAGUAGUGGCAGCGUUGCAAUCGCAGUAUCUUCCACCUUCAGUGAUUACUGAUUCGCAGAUAUAUCACUACGAAUCACCAUCGUUGACACCUCUAUCGCAGCUAGACUAUCGGCAAUACAGUGAGGGCAACAGCAAUCAGCCGCUAGUUGUGUAUGUGGAAGAAAAACAACCGUACAGUAAUGCGUUUUUACCGGACGUAUCGAAUACUCAGCCUGGAACACAGCUCGUAUCACAGCCAACGCAGCCUAUGUUAGGAUCGUUGAGUUUUAACGCGGAUGAAUCAACGUCGCCGAUGCAGAUGAGUGCACCGGUCUCAGUGAACGGGUACAGCUCAGUGGAAAAAAUGUUUUACGGCGCUGAAUCCGGUUCGGAUGAGUAUGAAGAGGGUUUUUUCUUACCAUACGAAGAAGUCAAGGUUGGACAGGGUGUUGACGUGACGCCUACAAAAGUCGAAAGUCCGAUAAUGUUUAGUGAUCCCGAAUCGUUACCCUCGGCUGUGCAACUGUUUUCGGAAACUGUGAAACCACAAAACUCACACACCUGUCAACUGUUUUCAGAGAAGUCGCAUAACCAUCCGGUAGCGUAUACGACUACGGGUACUACUAGGUGCAAAGAAUGCAGUACAUCCAGACCAUGUCCCCAUUGUGCAUCUCAAUCGUCUGCCGUUUCGCACGGCGAACAGCAAACCGUAUGUCCUUGUAAAUAUCCAGGUAUUAAAAUUUUCGCCACUGCACAUGCACCAACACCUGCGACGACAACGACUAUGGCACCGCCUGUGAUGCACUUCUUUACGAUGGCUCCAGCAGCAUUGAAGCCUCCAACAUGUUGCCAUGGAUGCCAACAGUGUGUUAAGGUUGUAGCGACGAGCAGUGCGGAUGUUCCAAAUGUGGUAGGACAUGCAUUGCCCUGCCCUUGCACGACACCUGCACCCGUAGGUCCGCAUGGCCACCUGUACUCGGAGCAUUCGUUUGCAUCGUCUGUCCCUGGUGUACAAAUUCAAGCACAAGCUGUUGGUCCCCAACCAGUGGUUCCCUUCACACCGUUUGAGGUGAAACUUUGUCCUCACGAUGGCAUCCUUCAUGAUCCUCACGAUAGACGGUCGUACUAUUUGUGCAAACGUGGGUUACCCAUGAGUGAUGAAAAUAAGUUUAGCUGUGCUCAUGGUUAUAUCUUUCACGAGGCAAGCAAAAAAUGUGUUCCCGAGGGAUCUUUCAAAUAG